This is a messenger RNA of Schistocerca gregaria, 2741 nucleotides long. RefSeq names its product putative pre-mRNA-splicing factor ATP-dependent RNA helicase PRP1. Gene Ontology annotation, molecular function: ATP binding; RNA binding. Gene Ontology annotation, cellular component: intracellular anatomical structure; nucleolus. The transcript has 2 exons. Lineage: Eukaryota; Metazoa; Arthropoda; Insecta; Orthoptera; Acrididae. The record is from RefSeq and is a predicted model, not a curated record. The coding region runs from base 432 to 2741 and encodes 769 amino acids. Gene Ontology annotation, biological process: positive regulation of transcription by RNA polymerase I.
AGCGGAGCGCACAGAUAAAGCCUUUCUAAGAGGGACUGGCCGUUAAAACCAGUAGUAUAAUAGAAGGAGAAGACCGGUCGGUUUUAGCUAAGAAAGCUGUACACGGAAAAAAGAAGAAGGCGUAUUUUGCCUGAUAUGUAAAGGGCAAGAGGAGUUGAUAUUUUCAAUUACAAAAAACGGGAUCGAAGAAUACCAAGGAGAUUUUAUCUCCAGUAUGAACAGAAAAAAACAGAAUGUCACAUAAUGAUGCAUGUGUUUCUAAGCACAAACAUACAUGGAGGCGAGAGGCGCUCACUAACGUUUUCUAGAAAUGUUCGCAUAGAACCGCUAUUUCAAUAUGAAUGUAAACAAGAGGGAGAAAGAGCAAAAGUGCCGAAAUAAACACAACUGCUCUAUAAAGUUUGCUUUUAUUAAAAAAAUCAUACUACCAUAUGGGACGCAAACGCAACCCCCGUAUUAUUGAUACGAACUUUUCUGAGACGUGUAUACAAAGUGGGCAAGCAACAAGCAUCAGUGGUGUUGAAAACGAGAGCGCAUCAUUAGAGGGGUAUGAAAAAGGUCAAGUUUGUUGCAACGAUGGAACAUCAGAUCAGGUAGUCGAGAAAGUCAAUAGCGAGCUGGCUGCAAGCACACGUUUUUCAAAGAAUGCAGGUGAGCGCGAUUUUUUUUCUCCGCCACCCCACAAACGAAAGCUAAACGCAAAACAGCAAAUUAAAUCAUUCAGAAAGGACUUGCCAAUCUAUGCCGAGCGCGAAAGGAUAUUAAACGAGAUUGACGUAAAUCAGUCGGUGAUUGUUAUUGGAGAAACUGGAAGUGGAAAAACGACACAGCUGGUACAAUAUAUAUAUGAGCGGUAUGGACACUCUAGAGGAGACAUUGUUAUUACUCAGCCUAGACGGUUGGCUACAAAAACUACAGCUGCGCGUGUAGCUGAGGAAAUGGGCGUAGAGUUGGGAAGUUUGGUCGGGUACAACGUACGUUUUGAAAAUAAAACAACCGCACAAACACACAUUAGGUUCCUCACCGAUGGUAUGGCUGUACGCGAAUGCAUGAUCAAUAAAAAAUUUGCAAAAUAUGGGUUCGUAAUUCUCGACGAGGCGCACGAGAGAAGCAUUUAUACCGACAUACUGUGUGCAUUAGUGAGAGAAAUUCAAAAAAAAAAUUCAAAUCUCAAAGUAAUUGUCAUGUCGGCGACUUUAGAGGCUCAGCUGUUUGAGAAAUAUUUCGAAGCCAAGGUCCUGUAUGUGAAAGGUAGACAGUAUCCAGUUCAGGUAUUCUAUUUAGAAAAACCAGAAAGCAAUUGGAUUGAGGCAUUAAUCAUAACAGUUCUUCAAAUCCAUUUGGAGGAAGAGGCAGUUGGAGACAUUUUAGCAUUUCUAACGGGGCGAGAAGAGAUUGAAAGCGCCGCAAGAAUUCUGGAACAAAAAGCCAAACUCGUACCCCCUUCGGCGGCAAAACUAAUAGUGCGUACUCUCUACUCUGCACAAUCUAAUGAACAGCAAAAAAAGGCAUUUGACCCAGCACCGCAAAAUUGCAGAAAGGUCAUUCUAGCAACAAAUGUAGCUGAAACAUCAUUGACAGUUCCAGGAGUUAAAUUUAUCGUUGAUUCAGGAUUGGUAAAACAGAGGCAAAGAAUUACGAGAUCUGAGUUAGAAAAAGAUAGUGAAACUAAACUUGGAGGCUCUCAGAUCGAUAUACUCACUGUUGUUGUAGAGUCAAAGGCACAGGCAUGGCAAAGAGCUGGAAGGGCAGGUAGAACACAGCCUGGAAAGGCCUAUAGACUAUUUACCGAAGCUUUUUUCUUAGAAAAAAUGCGUGACUCACAAGUUCCAGAGAUCAAGCGCGUCGACCUUACCUACCUACUUUUGCAGCUUUUUACUAUAGGUAUUUCAGAUCCCCUUAGCUUCCCAUUUAUUGAACCACCGAGCAAAGCCUCGUUAUCUCAUGCGCUAAUGGCAUUAAUACAACAUGGUGCCAUAAGCAGAGAGCGAAAAAUAACAGAACUUGGGAAAAAAAUGUCUAUCUUCCCAGUUGAACCAAGAUACUCCAAAGUUCUAAUCUGCAGCCAGAAGUUCGAAUGUACUCAACAAAUUAUGAACAUCAUCGCUAUGCUGAAUGUUGACAACAUUUUCCUCAUUCCGUCUAAAGAUACACUACAGCCAAUAGAAGAUUCAGUAUCCAAUUUUGAAUUACAAGCACAAACUACAGAUAAUGCUAAAAAAGUUUUCGCUUCAGAAAUCGGUGAUCACAUCUCACUCCUCAAUCUCUACUAUGCAUAUCUUCAAGAAGAUUCAAGCAACAGAAAGAAAUGGUCAAAGAAGUAUCUGAUAAACUGGAGGGCAAUGGAAAAAUCAAUCAGCAUCAAAAAGCAACUAGUCCAGUAUUGGAAAGACAGAAACUGGCACCUGGGACAAGAAAGUGCCACUGACAUUCAGUUUAUGCAUCCGAACAAAGAGCAGGAAAACCUAAUUGAAAGAAUAUGUAAAUGUUUUAUAUUGGGAUUUUUCGAGAAUAUUGCUAUAAAAAGAGAGAAUGGAACAUAUGAAACUAUCAAAGAACAAAAACGUGUCCUGAUACACCCUUCUAGCACAAUGGCCAACACUAGACCGGAAUGCAUAUUAUAUAAUGAAUUGGUUUACACCAGUAACUUCUAUGUAAGAGACGUAUUGACUAUUCAGAGAAACUGGUUAGAAGAGCUUGUUCCAGAAUAUGUAUUAAAUAAAAUCCCACAAUCGAUAUAA